ACUAAUCAGGCAACAUGUUCCCAAAGUAUACCAGUCCGUCCCGCAAACGAAAAUCCCCCAACGAAACGAUGGUGCUCUGGACAACCUGAAGAGACUCCGUUUUUGACAAAGAAAUCUUUUGUCGGUCGGGCAUCUGUUUGCUUUUAG
Molecule: messenger RNA, 147 nt
Organism: Ambispora gerdemannii
Lineage: Eukaryota; Fungi; Glomeromycota; Glomeromycetes; Archaeosporales; Ambisporaceae
Source: the annotation of a GenBank genome assembly